This is a messenger RNA of Meira miltonrushii, 2097 nucleotides long. RefSeq lists its product as uncharacterized. Bases 1 to 2097 code for a protein of 698 amino acids. The record is from RefSeq and is a predicted model, not a curated record. The transcript has a single exon. Lineage: Eukaryota; Fungi; Basidiomycota; Exobasidiomycetes; Exobasidiales; Brachybasidiaceae.
AUGCAGGCCACCUCCAAAGAUGCAAAUCCUCAGCAAUGGAAAAAUGAAUUCCAAUAUGCCAGCUCUCGUCUACUUCAUAAGCUUUGUGAGUUAUUGUACACCACAACAGAGGAUGGAGUACGAACGGCAACUCACAAGCUCACCAAGAAAACAAGAAAUGGAGAUCAUCCUUCUGAUGCAGAUGUGCUCAAAAUUAUCAUUGAAGAAGUCGAAAAGUCAUGCACUUCUCUUUUUCAGUCCGAGCGAAUUCGAGAAGCAAGGAAGAUGGCAUUACUUUUCACAGAGCAGCCAGACGCUCAUAACGUACAGCCAUUCACACCAUUGAUGCACAUUUUUGUUAAGGCAUCUUCGCUAGAUCGAGAAUAUCACAAACGAACAAUCUUUAUCUGCGUGGAAAUAUACAAUCUUUAUCAUGACGCAAUCUAUGAUGCUUGCGAGGCAAAAGCAGCUUUGAUUAUUGAUGAAUCUUCCAAUUUGUAUAGAGCCAUCAGAAGUCUAACAAAGGUUAUCACGCAAGCAUGUCUAGAAGUUGAGAUUGAUUCGCUGGAUCUAGUGAAAAGAGCUUGCAAUCUCAGCAAUUCUCCUUUUGGCAUCAGAUCUUCAGAAGAAAGCUCAGUUCCUUCGUCUUCUCGAAGAAGUACGAGCGAAAACAUGGACGAGAGAUCAUCACCGAUCACUGAGCAAUCCUUGCCAGACCUUGAUAGCGAUUCGCGUUCUGAAUCCACACAAUCCUCCAUCGCCUGGAAGAAGCUCAAUGGCCAUGCAGAGAUGACCACGAGUAAGGACAUAACACCUGCAACGUACGCUGAAGGUAGCAAAUCAAAUACUUUAGGGCGAACACCGAAAGAUCCAGUGGUGAUCAGCGAUAGCGAAGACGAAGAAGCCCAAAAGACUGUCGAUGACACUGCCAUGCACUACCGCAGUGAGCCAGAGGAGGUGACUGAGAAUUCAAUGGAGAGUAGAGAAUGCAUAAACGAUGUGAUCAAAUCGAUGGAGAAGCAGGUCUUAGAAGAAGACAACCAUAGAGGAGCUCGGAAAGGCAAAGCCAAGGCGAAAGAUUGUGAUGACGAAGAUUACGACUUCCUCAUUGAACUGCGCAAGGAUACGGGUGACCAUUCGAGUGAUUCCGAUUACGCUGAACCAAAAGCAGGAAAGAAACGAAAAAAGCGAUACAAGAAAGCAUUGGCUAGGAUAAGGAAAAAAUACCAAUUUGAUCUGGGCAAGCCCGAUUUGAAAGCUUUAGAAAUCGAUUACGAACAAGUUAUCGAACGUGCAUUGACAAUCGUAAAGUCAAAGAUCGACCAAUACUCUCCUCCAAUUCAAACCUUGUUGCAAAUACGGUCUCGCGAAAGCAUUGUAGAGCAAAUCAAAAACGGCAUAUUGACGGGAGCAGUGGGCCUACUCCAAUCCUUUGCGAAUGGUGAAAUGGUAUCAUUUGAAAGCUUUCGAAUUUUUCCUUCCCUCUUCCCGGAUAAUGAUCUUCCUGUGGUAAUGCUCACGUUGACAAAUUGGGACAGCCCAACUUCAAGCACGAACAGUAACGAUAUCGCCAGAUUUGGUAAUGAUCAAUCUGCUAACGCCGCAAUCAUUUCCAGUACAACUUGCCCAAAACGAAGCAUAUUUGCACUGAAAGAUAAAAUUUUGGAAGCAGAUGUGGUGCCCACGCUACUUGGCAAAUGCAGUGACGGAACUCGACUUGGACAAAUUGCACUUUGGCAAACACCGCCUUACGAGAACGAUUCGGUUUCCGCAACUCAGAGCACGGACUCAAACUCAAAAGAAGAAGAAGAAGAAAAUUCUUGGCGUAAAUUACCUUUUUUCCUUCCGAGCCAAGAUGGACUGUUGUCGGCUGAAGAAAUACGGGAUGCUUUGAUAACAAUUGUGGAAAACGUUUUCAUUGCUGCUUUUUGGCUUUUUCAAUCCGACACUUCAAUUAAUCAAAUCUCGCGUACUGCAUUCCCACGGGCUAAACCUGUGAUCGGGUUGAAUGAGAGUUUAAAAAAAGAUCCUUUUAGCAGAGAAGCGGAAGAAGUAUACAUGAAGAGGAGAAAGAAGACCAGAUCGCAAACCCGGUCAAUGAUGAUGAGAAAUCGGUAA